Vittaforma corneae ATCC 50505 is the source of this 768-nucleotide messenger RNA. RefSeq lists its product as uncharacterized. The record is from RefSeq and is a predicted model, not a curated record. The transcript has a single exon. Bases 1 to 768 code for a protein of 255 amino acids. Lineage: Eukaryota; Fungi; Microsporidia; Nosematidae.
AUGGCCCAGCUCGAAGGGAAAAUCUUUCAGUACAACAAUAAAGAGUCUUUAGCAUUCAAAAAUGGCGUUGAAUCAGACAAUACUGUUGUCUUGAUAGGAGGACUAGGAGACAAUGUUCUUAGCUUACCAUACUGCACACUUUUGAAUGAAUUUUGCAAGAAUAACAGGCUGUCAUUGAUUAUACCGCAACUUAGAUCAAUGCCAAAGUACAAAACUACUUCUGUAGAUUUUGACGUUGAGGACAUAAGAGAUGUUGUUGCUGGGACCAAUGGGCAUGUCGCACUUAUAGGGCACUCAACAGGCUGUAAUGACAUAUUAUUGUUCUUGAAUGAAUAUAGACCUGAGAAUGUCAAGUGUGUAAUACUGCAAGGUCCUGUCAGUGAUACAGAAUCGAUAUCAAGAGGCAAAGUAGAUGCAGUCCUUGAAACAAUCGAAAAGUCUGAUGGUAGCCAAAAGUAUGUUGAGCUCAGUGAUAACUCAAUUUGGCUAAAAGAGCGCUAUAUUUCAUUAUACUCGAUAAACGGAAAAGAAGAUUUAUUUAGUAGCUAUUUAAGCGACGAAUUGUUUUCGAGAUGGAGAGGAACUGUUCCAAUUCUUAGUAUUUUGUCAGGCAAGGACGAAUACUGUGAAAAUCCUCCCAUUAGAAAAUUCGAACUAAUGGGUGAUGUGCAGGUAAUUGGAGAUGGGGACCACAGUCUUUCUUCCGAGAAAUGUCAGGCUGAGUUUAUAAACAUAGUUUAUCAGUUUUUAACUAAAGUUGGUUUUUAA